AUGAGCAGCAAUACAGAAGUGGGGGCGUCAACGGGAGUGUCCAGGGGGGCCAUUUAUUUUCCAUCACGGGGAAAGAGCCAAACGGUGGAGCCAGACCCGAACGCAGCGAACAACUUGUGUAAAAAAAUCUUCUUCCUAAGCAAGAAUGGGGUGAAAAAUGAAAGCGUGUGGAGGCAUCACUUGUUCGAAGCAGAAAGAGAGAAAAAAAACUUCCACCUGGUUAGCACAAAAAAUUUGUUUCUCUUAUUGCUAGGUUUGUGUAAGAGUCAACAUAUCGUGGGGGCCGUCCUGCGUGGUGGCUCCCUUAGGGGGGAAGCAAAAGAAACACACAAAGCUGACGUAGUGGAUGCCCUUAUAGAGAUCCUAUCGAAGAGGAUAGACCGACUGACGAACGGUCAGAGGAGCCUCCUACUGCACAUCAUCCGAAAGUUACACAGGAUGGAGCGGUACAACCAUGUGGUGAACGAAAUUAAUUGCCGAAUUUUGGAGGGAACGCCUUUAAAGAAGCUAAGCGCGAGAGCCUUUUCUAGUGUCCUCCACGUGUACGCGAGGAGUGGAGCUUCAAACACAUCUAGGGAGGGAGAAGGUCCCACUUGUAGGCGUCUUCCCCUUGAAGAAACCAUCAGCAACGCCUUUUCGGAACCAAAUGGGCAACAGAACAAACUGGUGAAGAUCCUCCUCAAGGGGAAGGUGCGGCUGGAGGAUGUCCUUCGUCUCCUCGGAGCCAUGCACAAACUAAGGAUAACAAAUAAGCAGAUCCUUCAAUGCGUUGUGCAAAUUUUAAAUGAAAAAGUGAAGGAAGAGAGUUACUUCCUCAUCCCGUCUCUUCUUCUUUACCUGGCCAACCUAAACGUCUACAGUGAGGAGCUGUGGGGAAAGCUGAAAGUGGUUGUAUUGCAGAAUUACCGCUUCUACAAUUCGGUGCAUCUGACGAAUGUGUUCUAUGGGUUCUCCAAGUUUAGACCCGAUGGCGUGGAGGACUUGUUUAACAUUUUGGCUAGCCACCUCAUGGAACGAAGCAGAAGGGGGGAAAAGCGGUUAACUCAGGGGAGAUCUAAUUCUGUAGAUUCUAACCCGUUUGAUGAACCCAAGUGGGAAGGUCCCCCCAGGGGGGACACACCCGACACGUUUAACCUCUUCCAAGCAACGAACAUUAUAAGAAGCUGCCUACUUUGCAGUUACUUAAAUUACAGCUUCUUUCACUUUUUACUUAACGGGAUCAACCGAUUGGAGGAACCUCAAUCGUUAGAAAACCAAAUUGAUUCCCUAAAGGUAGUGUCUAGCAUAUUAAAAACGUUCAACAGAUGCGUCUACAAAAGUGUUAUAUGCUUUAAUUACACCGAAAAGGGGGAGGAUCCCUCCCAGCAGGAGGGACAACCAACAUACGUCCACGUGCUAAACAGUGAGGACAUUCACAAGGAGAUGCUCACGUACAGAUGCAGAUACGACCCGUGUGAUAGCCACCUACCUAUGGUAGAGUACCUCUCUAUGGGGUCUACACCAACGGAGGAGCAACGCCAAUUUGAAUCCCUCUGGGAUGAUGUAAGCAAUAGGGUAAGAAAAAAAAUAGAACAGAAUUUAGGAACUCCCCACUUGAAGCUACUCCUCCACAAAUUGAUCCUCUCCCUAUCAUCCUCCCCUGUGAGGUCUGCAAAUCUAUACGCCUUGUGUUUAACCUUGGUGGAGGAAAGCAAAAGGGACAUCAGCGUUAACAACUUGUUUCUCUAUGCACAAAUUUUUCACAGAAUCAAAAUGUACGAUUAUGAGCUGUUCAUUUGGCUAGUAGAACACAUGAAGCAGAAUGCACAUCUGCUAGAUGUGAAGAAAAAAGCGAAAAUUAUUUUGCUGUCUUUUAACAUUUUUAAAAGGAUAAACGAGCAGGAGGUGCAGGAAUUGUGCCGCGUCCUAACUUCACACGAUGAUUCCUCUUUUCUGGAAGAGGAAACCCUUUUUUCGGAUGCUUCCCCCAUGUGGGAAAUCCCCGCAGCAAUAAAUAUGAGGAGAAGCAUCGUAGAGCUGGAUCACCUCUCGAGGGGGACCACCCCUAACGCUGUUUAUGAUGAGACUGGCAGUUCUCCAAUUGAUGGUGACGAUUCGGUUGGAAGGAGCCCCCCUGUGGGGGAAAAGCCCCCUCCUAGGAAAACCCCCCCCAUGGGUGAAACGGAGGAGGACCCCAAUUCUGCCUUACCAAGCAAGGUAAAUCUGUUCCACAAAAUAGAAAAAACGGAUACGCUACCAUGCCAUUUGGAGUUCACCGACUAUGUGAACUUUCUGCUCAUUUUGAUUCACAACUGGAGGGGAGAUGCAAGUGAGAGGGUUAAUCUCCGCUCGCUGAUUUCGAAGGGGGCAAAUGAUCUUGUGAAAAUUGGGCGGAUGGACGCAACUUUGGAUGGGUACACGAGGCGGUUAGAGGAGAACCUGCGGCGUGAGAGGGGCACCAUCGUUAAGUUGUUUGAGAAGCUCGAUCGUUUUUCUCAUCGGGGGCCUCACGCAGAGGAGGCAGCUAAGCUGGGCAGCGUAAAUAACCUGCAUAGCGACUUCUCCGUCCAAGUGGACUACCUGCUGCGUUUUGUAGAGGCGAUAAGUGAAGAGGUGCACGGCGAUAUAGUGAGGGCGAUGGGAGAUCAGCAGAGAGACCCGCUGAGAGACCAACUGGGAAACCUCUUCGCCCCCCUUAAACGCCCCUUCGAGUUAAAAGAGGAAGACUUGCAAUUCCUAAAUCGGUCGAGAGGCGGCAAAGGCAGCCCUUCCGCCACUCCCCCCACGGUCCACAACAACAAAACGAUUAAUCGGUACCUGUAUGGAAGUGUCCUGGAGGCGAUAAACCUCCUUCGACGGAGUUUCCAACUGCACAAGUGUAGCAAUGCUGCAGGCGUUUCUCCAAAGAGUAGCGGAAAUUACCUGAACGGAAUGGAAUCAUUCUACAAGAUAAACGGGUUCUUGAUAGCAGAUGUAGCGUUCAUUUUCGAAAAGGGGGGAGAAAAAUCAUUUCACUUUCUUCUAUUUUACCCACACGAAUUGAAAAAAACAGUUGUAAGGAAGUGUGGAAAUAGGAUUUUCCUAAAACGGGAAUGUGAUGAAUCGCUUCUCAUAAGCACCGAGGUGAUUUUCUUUUACAAUUUUUUGAGGAGGCAUUUUCGGCACGAGUUUCUUUUCAGCCUCGUGGAUACCACUCCGUUUGUUAAACUUUGCCAAUACACAAGUGGAGAUGCCUUGGUGGGGGGCCUUCCCGAUGGUGAUCGCGGCAUGCGCGAGGCCACCCGCCUUUUGGAGGCCAUCUCGAAGGCGUAG
Messenger RNA from Plasmodium vivax (malaria parasite P. vivax), 3291 nucleotides. RefSeq lists its product as hypothetical. Bases 1 to 3291 code for a protein of 1096 amino acids. NCBI's taxonomy places the organism in Eukaryota, Apicomplexa, Aconoidasida, Haemosporida, Plasmodiidae. The record is from RefSeq and is a predicted model, not a curated record. The transcript has a single exon.